CGACGGGGGUACCCCAUGGGUCGCUUGAGGACCAAAGGCCUGCACCGAUAUACUAUGCCCCACGGAGAAAGCAAGCAUGCACACGAUGCCACUCGAAAAGAAUAAAGUGCCUGGGUGGUGUGCCAUGCAGAAACUGUUCACUUUCCAAUUCGCCAUGUAUAUUUCCACCUCAGCGCAAGUCUCGCAGUUCAGUUGGUCAGUCAAGUCCGUUUCUACUGUCCAACAGCCUCGGAGAGAGUCAAUCUGCGAUAUCAUCUGCCAUCAACGGCAUCUUACCCCCCGCAACCUCAAAAUCAGGCAACUAUCGCCGCUCAGAGAAGGACUUUAGCUCAAAUCGAUCCAGCAAUAGCAACCAGGCAUCGAGGCAGACCUACUGUGCCAGUCCUUCCUGCCGGACAUUUAUCGAGCAGUUUGUCAAUUGGGCAGCGGUACAAAGGGCCCAGCUCACUACCUUUGCCGAUGAUUCCUUUGACCCAGAAUGGGCUUCGCUUGGACAUUCAGAGUUUGGCCCGAUGCAUCCCGGAUUGGAAAUAUCUAUCGAAACCGAGGUCUCUCGUUCUUCGGCCCUGACGGAAUCCAAAAGGCCGAUCAAGAUUCGUCUGCCACCGUAUAACCACAGUAUCUAUCUGAUCCAGUGCGCCGAAGCUGCCAUUGGCCACGAUCAGCAUUACUUUCGACGACGACAUCUUCGGGCCAGAGUCCGCCAAAUGUAUGAAGAUCCAGAGUCUAGUCGAAGUAAAGAUCAUGGUUGGCUAUGCUAUUGGCUUGCCGCACUUGCACUCGGAGAGCUAUACAAGGGCAACGGAGGCGCCAGUGGUGCUAACAAUUCUCUUGACGUCGACCCCAUAUUAUUGGAUACGGCCAAAGAGCCUCCAGGUUCUGAAUAUUACCACCAGUCCAUUGCUUUUCUCCAACAGGUGGCCGAAAAUCCCGAUAUACAAUAUAUUGAGACACUAUGCUUACUGACCAUGUACGCCUUUUCCAUGGACAAGAUCAACACAGCUUACAUGUACAACGGUAUCGGGCUGCGUGCGGCAUUGUCAUUGGGCUUGCACCGAAGUCACUUGGAUUUCCCAUCAGAUCGCUCAGAUCUCACUGUGGCGGAGCUCGAAUAUCAGAGACGGGUAUUUUGGACCGUUUACUACCAGGACCUGCUCACCACAACCACUACCGGUCGCCCUUGGGGAAUCUUGGAUGACGAAAUCACCAUCGAAUACGCUGAUUCUAGCCGUCUUGCUGGCGACUCACUACUAGAUUUCUUCGAUUCCGACGAGUCCAAUGCACACCUAGAACUGAUGCGUCUAAGAGGACAGGCGUAUUCUUCCUUGUACGGCUACGCGGGUACUGCUAUCAACCCAUAUUCCCAUAUAUCGUUGUUCAACUUCGACCUGGGGAAUUCUCUGUCGCAGCAGCACCUGGACAAAAUAGAUGAAUUUCACCAAGGUUUAAUCGCAUGGCAGCAGGAGCUUUUGCCGAAGAUGAAAUUGCUUCGAAGCUGGGACGGCUCGUUGAUGAAUCUGAAUCGGGUUAAUGCCAGUCUACAUCUCAUUUAUCACCAGACCAUUCUUGUGCUUCUCAGACCGGCAUUGGUCAAUAUCCACAAUGACAGGUUUGAUGCGCGAAGUAAAGGAUUUACGAGUGUCAUUGACCUUUUUCCCGGAUCCAAAACAAUGCUGCAAGCAUUCUAUUCCGCCACCUUGGAAUCCGCCCGUGAAACUGCCAGGAUUCUGGAAUGGUUGCAGUACCAGAGUAUUCUUUCGAUUCAUUCCUAUUUCGAUGCCAGCUACGCAUUUACUGCCGCCAUUGUCUUGUAUCUUACCAAGCAACUACGAACGUUCACGUAUCCUGGACUGGAUCCGUUGUUAUUCACCGACGAUGACCAGUAUGCGUUGGACACCGUGCUUCGCAUCCUUCAACUUCAGAGUUCGGCGGGUAACAUCCCGGCGAGAGACUUCGAAAAAAGACUGCGACUGCUGGAGAGCAACCUUUCCGCUCUAGAAGCAGCGCUCGCGAACCACGUGUGCUUGGAUGAGCUCAACUUUGACAUCGAUCAUUUGGAUGCACGGAUGCCGUCGUUGACGGGGCCUACGGAGACACCCUACGCAGGCCCAUGAUCGUUUAAUCACAGCACUUGGUCGGCCUUAGAUGCGUUCAAUUAAGAAGGCCGCAACCGCCAGUCAUGUGAGCCGCUAAGCGUCGCAUCUGCUUGUGUCUGGCCAUUCACUCCUCACUAAGAAUCGUGGCUAUGGAAGUGAAUGCCCACCUACGGGUUUUGGGGGAAAUCCAAUUGUCCCAUGCUGAUUUUCUCGGCUUUUUGCUUCGCCGCAGCAACCUCUUGGUCCAUGACACCCCAAGCAAAAGGCCCAUCGUCGAUGAUAGUUGCUCUUCGUACGUCACGAGCAGUCAUACUCGCGGUAUAUGGAUUGGCGCGGUGCAUCGACUGGCUAUAUAUUAUCACACGUCAGCAUUGUCCAUGACCUAAGAUGCACUUAUAGACAGGUGCAUGUUGCUAGGAUCUGGGCCAAGUCAUGACAUCAAAUAGUGAGGGGUUGCUCCAGGCCACGAACUUACCGAUUGUCCCACCAGACCAUAUCGCCACCAUCCAACCACUCCAUGCUGAAGACAUAUUUCGGUUGCGUACACCAAUCAAUCAAUUUCCAAAUCAAUUUUUGACUGUCUUCGUAUGACCAUCCCACGAUGAGCUUGGCGUGGGCAGCAAUAUACAGUGCCUUCCGCCCUUGUGCGGGAGCUUGUUGAACCAAACGGUGGUACGCGGGGGGUUUUGUCGCUCGUUCUUGCGGCAAAGGCUCUUUGAAGAUUGUCGGCGAUCCUAAUCGACGCGAAUGCCAGAGACUGUGUGUCGACGAGAGUAAGAACGUCAGUUUGAGUGUCAGACGGAAACUAAGAGUGGUGGAUAGCAAGGACAGAAGGGACAAUGCCUUACUCAUGCUCCACCACCAGGUCAUCUAACAUUCCCUUGACUGCUUGCGGGAGGUCUUCGUAUGCUUGUCGCGUGUCGGCAAAAUGCGUCCAGGACCCGCCCCUAGCAGGAGUUCCGUGUGACAAGAGAAGAGAAUACUUGGAGCGUUCUUGGUGGUAUGAGGAGUCCUGUAUCGAUCAUCAGCCAGGAAUCUGCAAGAGGUUGACUGCCACUAGGACUGCCACUAGCAAGACCAGAGCACACUCUGGGAAACCACCAGUGUUGAUGGCGAGAACGAGGUGAAGAGGAGCUUCUUACCGUGUGCCACAAUGCAUUUCCGAGGCUGUGGUGCCAUCUGCGAGAGUUUGGUUGCACAAUGCUCCCGUCUCGAUUGAUACUGUAGAUUGAGAUGCAAAAACUAUGAUCAGUCCUCGGAACGGGGCUUGAAAAUAGCGCAAUUUGUGGGAAUGAUUGUUUCUCUCAGUUGAAGGGUAAAUGACAUACUUGCUAACGUCCCAAAGAAAUGGGUCUCCUAUUCGAUCGUUCUCACGACCAUAAAAGAAGGGAUUAAUUUCCAGUUUCUGCCCAAGUUGUUGCGAGAAAGCGACGUGUCGGUUGUUAUCGAGACCCGUUUUACGAAAGAUGAGCACGGCGUACUCAUCUUGUAUUUCUAUUAGCUGGAGAUGGAUGAUCGAGGUCAGUGUUUCAGAUCCAGAGAAAGAAAAACUCAGAAA
Exophiala oligosperma is the source of this 3654-nucleotide messenger RNA. RefSeq lists its product as uncharacterized. The record is from RefSeq and is a predicted model, not a curated record. Gene Ontology annotation, biological process: DNA-templated transcription; positive regulation of transcription by RNA polymerase II. Gene Ontology annotation, cellular component: nucleus. NCBI's taxonomy places the organism in Eukaryota, Fungi, Ascomycota, Eurotiomycetes, Chaetothyriales, Herpotrichiellaceae. The transcript is spliced from 6 exons. Gene Ontology annotation, molecular function: zinc ion binding; sequence-specific DNA binding. Bases 513 to 2114 code for a protein of 533 amino acids.